Uloborus diversus is the source of this 5040-nucleotide messenger RNA. RefSeq names its product lysine-specific demethylase 2A-like. Lineage: Eukaryota; Metazoa; Arthropoda; Arachnida; Araneae; Uloboridae. The record is from RefSeq and is a predicted model, not a curated record. The transcript has 17 exons. Gene Ontology annotation, molecular function: DNA binding; transcription coregulator activity; zinc ion binding. Gene Ontology annotation, biological process: protein demethylation; regulation of transcription by RNA polymerase II. Bases 93 to 3947 code for a protein of 1284 amino acids.
GUUCUUGAGAUGUCUACGAUUAUAUUUCAAUAAUAUUUUCGAGUCAAAACUUAGAUUUGAAAUUUCGAAAGAAAGGGAGAUAUUUUUGCAGUAUGGGUGUGGAAAGUGAUGACGAUAAUUCUCGCAAUUUGCGAGUCAAAGAACGCAAGCACUACACAGAAGAUUGUUUGCAAGAUGAAGAAAUUGAAGGGCGUCGUAUGUUCUCCGUGGAAGAAAAGUUGACUUGUGAUCGUUUUGAAAGUUGUUUUGUGGAUGAAAUGAAGGGGGAAGAUUUUAAUUUAAAAUAUCUGCAAGAACAUGGUUUUGUGAAGCCUGUUCUGUUCAAAGACAAGGCUGGUUUAGGAAUGAGAAUGCCAAGUGAAAAUUUCACAGUAAAUGAUGUACGCCAGUGUGUUGGCAGUAGAAGAGUCCUUGAUGUUAUGGAUGUGACAACUCAAAAGGAUAUUGAAAUGACCAUGAAAGACUGGUGCAGAUAUUUUGAGAACACAAAUCGAGAUCAGUUGCUAAACGUCAUCAGCUUAGAAUUCAGUCACACAAGACUCGAAAAUUAUGUAGAAUCGCCAACAUUGGUUAGACAAGUAGAUUGGGUUGAUUGGGUCUGGCCCAGACAUUUAAAGGAUAGUCAGACAGAAGCUACAAAUUCCUUAGAUGAGAUGAAAUACCCCAAAGUUCAAAAAUACUGCCUAAUGAGUGUGAAAGGCUGUUAUACAGAUUUCCACAUAGAUUUUGGUGGCACUUCUGUUUGGUAUCAUAUAUUGCGUGGGAAAAAAGUGUUUUGGUUGAUACCUCCAACUGAGCGCAAUUUGGCUCUUUAUGAAACUUGGGUGUUAUCUGGUAAACAAGGUGAUGUUUUCUUUGGUGAUACUGUUGAAAAAUGUGCAAGAGUGGAGCUUGAGUCGGGGGAUACAUUUUUUAUUCCAACAGGAUGGAUUCAUGCUGUUUUUACUCCUGAAGAUACUCUAGUGUUUGGGGGAAAUUUCUUACAUAAUUUUGGAAUUGAAAAGCAGUUACGUAUAGCAGAAGUAGAAGACCUAACUCAUGUUCCAUCAAAGUUCAGAUAUCCAUUUUAUACAGAAAUUCUUUGGUAUGUUGUUCAACGAUUUGUCCACUGCCUACUUGGGAAAAACUACUUAAUAUGUAACGAAAAUGGAGACAUAAUUGAUCCUGCCAAUGAACUGCCUUCUGACGUUUUGAAUUUGACUGCCCCAGCAGACAAAGAUCCGAAGCUGCUUUCUUUGACUCAUAAUCCAUUGCACAUGAAAGAGAAUUAUUUUUCAUUUAAAGGAGUAGGUGAAAAUUUUUCUCAUGAAAACUCAAACGGAAAUAAAGAUUUGAGUAAACCUGAUGUAGGAAGUGAUACAAAACCUGCUGCUCAAACUUUUGAGUAUGGUAUCAUCCCAACUGAAAAUGGACACAAAAAUCUUAGCAAAGAACAUAUUCAUAUAACAAGACUUGAACUAAAUGGUUUGAAGGCAAUUUUGAAGUGGUUGUAUGGUUUACCACCUGCAAAAAAAGCAGUACCAAAUUACAUCAGAGAUCCUGAUGGUCUCUUGGAAGAUCUAAAGGUGCUUCUACGAGAACAUGAAAAUGAUGACCAGAGACUUGCCAUUACAGGAAAACCUUCUUUAUUUUGGUUUGAUGUAAAGAAACCUAAACCUAAGCCACGCUCUACUCCAUCUUCCUCCUCUGGCAAAGGAUCAAAAUCGGGCGGCUCUAAAGGAAAUAAUUCUAGCAGCGCUCGGCGAAGAAGAACAAGGUGUAAAAAAUGUGAAGCGUGCCUUAGAGCUGAUUGUGGAGACUGCCAUUUCUGUAAAGAUAUGAAGAAAUUUGGUGGACCUGGAAGAAUGAAGCAAUCUUGCAUAAGUCGACAGUGCAUGGCUCCUGUAUUGCCUCAUACCGCCUGUUGUAUGAUUUGUGGCCGAGAUGGGUGGGAUAAAUUGACGAAUCCUCCUGAAAAUGAAAAUUCUAGUCUGAUGGAAUGUUCACAAUGUUGGGAAAUUCUCCAUCCUAAAUGUCUGCAAGAAAAAAAUCCAGAUCUGCCGAUGGAAAGUUGCAUCAAUGACGAUCUUCCUAACAGCUGGGAGUGUCCAAAAUGUUGCAGAAAUGGUAAACCAGAUCAAAUAAAGCCACGUCAAAUGAAAGGAAAGGUUUCGAAAGGAGGUGAUGCUCCGAGGUUAUCUGCAUCUUCAUGUGAAAAUGGAACUAUGGACGUAUCGGCAGUUGCUGAAGAUAAAAUUGAUUUGAGUCACUUAAAAAUUGAAACAGUUUCUCAAGACAUGAUGGUUCAUGACAUGGUGGAAAUUAACAAACGAAUAUUUGAAGGAGAACCUUUAGAUUUAGGACCACAGAAGAAAAAGGUAAAAGCUGAGAUCCAAACUUUUAAACAAGAAAAUUUUGAAGAUAUGAACUUAUCUGAAAGAGCAGAUAACAGCACGAUUUGUCUCCCUGCUUCACAUUCCAUUCAUUCUGGUAUUAAAAAGUACACUGCAACAUUGUGUGAAAAGGAGGAAGAGAUGAACAUUGGAAGUCAACCACUGCCAAAUAAAGAGGUUUAUGAUAAAAUUAAAAAGCCUAGCUCACCUACUCAUGUUCGCUCUUGUUCCCGUUUCCCCAUGCAUUUCAAAAAAUCCUUUAAAAAUGAGCAUGGAAAAGUUUUGAGAGUCAAGAACAUUAAUGAAAAAUUUGAAAUUCGUGCCAAAGCAAAAUUGCCUCUUGGAGUUCCGUUAAGAAGGCAUGGUGAAACAGCCAGAGAGAGAUUAUUUCGUAAUAUGAAAGGAUUGAAGAAAAAUUUACUCAUCAAGACAAAAAGCUUUGGGAAAUGUGAAGAGGCAAAUAACUCGAAACCGCUCGUGAAGGAUGGGAAAGUACUGCAGUUGACUGGGAAUGUACAGAUAAAACACGAAGUUCCUCAUGUUUUACCUGAAGAUGGUAAAACAGAAAUCAUGUCCGUGUCCCCCGAAAAAUAUUUGAAAUCUGAAAAAACUUUAGAUAAAACUUCCAUUGCUCAAAACCCUAAAAUCAGUUCCAUGUUGCGAGAUAGCCCUCAUUUGAAGAAACCAAAGUAUGUAGUAAGACCAGCUCCAGUAGUAGAAGACAAUAAUGAAGAUAAGAUGAGAAAUUCUUGUGCAGGUAUAGAAAACUUAGCCAUGGAAAAGGAAGUGAUGCUUCCCGUUUUUCGAUUUCUACCAAUCAAAGAUCUCUAUGCCUGCCAGUUCGUAUGUAAAAGAUGGAACAGGUGGUCUUGUGAUCCUCGCCUCUGGACCGUGAUGGACUUGACGAGGCGCAAAAUAACUGCUAACACAUUGAUAGGGAUAGUCAGGCGGCAGCCGGUGACUUUGAACUUGAGCUGGACCAAUCUAUCUCGGCGACAACUGGCUUGGCUCAUCGCUCGACUGCCACAAAUGAAAGAACUUGUAUUGAGUGGAUGUUCCUCAGCAUCUGUAGCAGCCUUAUCUACCUGUAACUGUCCACUGCUGAGAUCCUUAGACCUUAGCUGGGUAGAGGGACUGAAUGACUCUGUGAUCCGUGACCUCCUCUCCGCUCCUCCCGACUCCAGGCCGGGGUUCAUAGAGAACAAGACAAGGUUGCGCCACCUGGUGGAAGUCAAAUUGCCUGGUGCAGAUAUUUCCGACGUGUCUGUGCGUCUGAUGGCUCAUCACCUGCCCCUUCUUUCUAGACUUGAUCUCAGUCACUGCCAUAAGGUCACCGAUAUGGGCAUAGCAGUUUUGGGUGCUGCUAAAUCUGCCCGUCUGCAGUCCCUUGACGUGUCUUCGUGCUCUAAUAUCACCGAUACGAGUCUCGAAGCGUUGAAGAGGUGCUCAAAUCUUGCGCAUCUUGAUCUCAGGGACUGUGGACAGGUCACCGAAGCUGCGUGCCUCAAAUUUGUCAGUCAGAAUCGACAGACUCUCGUGCAGAAAGAGGCAAAAUUUAUAAAAAGAAAUGUUUAGCCAAAUGUCCUGAUGGAGCUUUUGACAUAAUUUCAAAACACUGAGAAAGUUUUUAUUUAUUAACACCAUAAUUAUUACAUGCCUAAAUGUAUAUUCAUAUGUGUGAUUGCAAAUGUCAUUUACAUUCAUGUUUAUUUGCACCCAUGUACAUAACUUAUACAUUUAUUCGCAUAUUUGUACCUGUGCACAUAUUUAUGUAUAUUUAGGUAAGUAAUAUAUUUUUACCAGCAGCAAGGUGUGUCAAUUUAAUUUUUCAAGAAGUUGAAUCAAUUUUCAGAUACACUAGUCUUUGUACUAUUGUGAUAUUUUAAUUCUGUGAGAUGACUUAGGUAAUAUUUUGCAGCUUAUGUAAAGCAGCUGAUUAUUUGUUAUUUUCCCAACUUUUUUCUAUUCUUUCAAAAGGGUAUUUAUUAAUUCUUUAAUUCCUUUAAAAAGUAAUUUAUAUGAAAUUUUACUGCUGUCUACUUUUAAAGUUAGUUUUUACUUAGUUUAAAAACUGCUCAUCAUAUGCAGGGCUUUUUGUUCAAAGAUUAGUAUUUUAAUUACAAGUUUUUAACUUUGAUUACAUGCAAAUAAUGUUUAAAGUUGUGCUUUUACCAGUUAACUUCUCCAAACUAUUUUUAAAUUCACUAUUGCUUCUGCACUUUAAACAAGUUAUUUUAAAUUUAAUUUUCCAAAAUUAAAAUGCAUUUAUUCUCACACAUAAUUAGUUUUUAAAAGUAAUGUAAAAUUUCAUGUAGAUUAAUUGUAGAAUUUCUUUUUUCUGGGCAUAAGACAAUCCAAAAUACUACUCAGACUGAUUUUUAAGCUUGCAGCCACCUAUUGUUAUAUUUGUUUGACAGACCUUGCUAAAAGCAUUAGUGGUAAAAUUUCAAAUCGUUUUGUCUGUAGUAUGUUUUUAUUUUUAAAUUGCUUUUUCAUUUCAGCAAAUGACAUUUUCUUCAUUGACAUUUGAACGAAAUUUCUUUCAGAAGAAAAUUAUGUAGUACUCGAAACUUGUUUCUUUAACGACAUUUGACUUGUAAAUAUUAAAAGAUGUACUAUUCAGUAUUUUGUGAAUUUGAUUUUGUAAAUAGAACAUAUGUUUACCUCC